AUGUCGCUCGGCAGGGCUGUGCCCUGGGCCAGCUGGGCCGAAUGGCGCCAAGUCGGCCUUUGGCUGCUGUCUGAGACGCCCGAGGAGGUGCAGCGGGGGCUGGACAGGGUGAGCGGGGACCCGCAGUCCGCACUGGGCACGCCGCCAGGCGCCAUGCACGUCCUGGACACCGCCUGCCUUGUGGAGGCCCGCCAGCACGACCGGGCCGCAGCGGGCGGCGACGGUAGUGCUGACGCGAGCGGCACCAGUGCGCCGCUGCCACCCGCCCACCUGGCGGCCAGCGAAAGCGAGCUGAGGCUGCAGUACGGGCUGGCGGUGGUGCGGAUGGUCAACGGCAUAGCCGACUCGUCGCAGCGAGGCCGCGUGGCGGCGUCUGUGGCAAGCUUGGCCGCGGUGGCAGGCCUGCCCCGCAUCCUGGUGGACCUGCGCCACGAGGCCACACACAACGAGCUGCCCUCGCUGGCAGCCCUCAGGCUGGCCGCGCAGCACGGCCUGGCCUGGCUGCAGGCCAACUACUGGCAGCGGCAGAGCGACCACGUGCACGCGGCGGCCGACAGGGUCCAAGCCAUGGAGUACCUGCUGCUCCACCGGGCGGCGGCGGCCAAGGUGGCGGCCUCGGCGGCAGCAGCCGAGUCAGAUGGCGACGACAGCGGGGAGGAGGAGGCGCAGGGCGGCAGCGCUCCGGGCGCGGCGGCGGCGGCAGCGGCCGCGGCAGCGGCCGCGCUCAGCACGGGGCGCAGGCGCGCGGGCGCGCCAGCUGCAGCCGCCUCUGCUGGCGGCGGCGGCGGCGGCGGCGGCGGGGCCGCUCUUAGCGCUUCCGCUGUGGGCGCAGGCGGCGCCUACCAGGCUGCGGAUGCCAAGAAGCGGCGGCGGCAGCUGCUGGCGGAGCUCAGGUCUGCAGUGCCUCGCCCCGCGGCGGCGCUGCUGGCGGAUGCACUGCUGGCAGCCACUGCCUCGCUGGCUGGCGCCAGCGACGCGGUGGCGGGCGGGGACGCCGAGGCAGCUGCAGGCAGGCCGCUGCAGGCGGCAGGCGGCACCGUGGGCGGCGCAGCUGCGGGGGAUGCGGCUGUGGCAGACCGGGCACUGGCCGCCUGCAUGGGACACCUGACGGGUCUGUGGCCCCAGCUGCCGCCGCUGCUGCUGCUUGGGGCUGUGACGCGGCUGGUGGCGGCGGCGGAUGGAGCAGGGGCAGCAGAGGUGGCAGGCGGCGGCACUGCUGGCGAAAGCGAGGCCUCACUAGCGUCGCACCUCAGCUGGCUGCGCCGCCUGCUGCCCUGUGCCGGCGGCGGCCUGCUGGCUGCCUGCGGCAGCUGGAAGCCCAGCACAGACCUGCUGCGGCAGCUGCUGGCGGCAGCGCUGCCAGCCCAGGCCGCCGCGGCGCACCUGGCGGCGUGUCGGGCGUUGCAGCAGCCUGACGACAGCGGCAGCGGGGCCGGCGCCGGCGGCACCAGCCCGGCCGCAGAGGCGCUACAGCAGGCGGUCUCUCUGCUGCUUGCGUCUGCCAAGGCAACCCCCGGAGCGGCGGCGGCUGUGUCGGCUGCUGGCAGCCUGGUGAGCCUGGAUCCGGCGGCAGCGGCGGCUGCCGACGCGGCGGCACCCCCUGGUGUCGACAGCGGCCCCCUGGAGCAGCUCACAUCCGCAGCAUGGCAGCAGCAAGACCUGCUGCAGCGCCUGCAGCAGCAGCAGCAGCAGGGGCCAGGCAGCGCGGCCGCCAAGCGUGCGGCUGGAGAGCAGCCGCGGGAGGCUGGGAGUGGCGGGGCGAAGCGGUGGCGGCGUGCUGCCAGCUGGCGACCGUGCGCGCUGGGCAUGCUGCCCUGCGCAGCAGAUCCCAACGGCCGACUGCCGCCGCUGGAGGCUCCGCCCCCGCUGCGCCUCCCGCCCGCCUUCCUGCAGCAGCAGGCUGCCGACACAGCUGCAGCCACCAGUGCAGCAGCAGCAGCAGCAGGGGCAGCGGCAUGGGCGGGCGCGGGCGGCGGCUCCUCCCAGCAGCAGGCGGCCCUGGUGCGGGAGCAGCAGCAGCAGCUGGCAGAGGCGGCUGCGGCUCUGGAUGCGGCGCCGGGCACCGCCAGGCCCUGGCCCGCAGUCGACCGCUUUGCUGCGGCUGCUGCCGCAACAGGCGAGGCCGAAAGCACGGCGGCGGAGCAGCAGGCAGCAGCUGGGGCGGUGCCGCCGCGCGUGCUGCUGCCGGCGCACUGCUCGCCCCUCAUCUAG
Molecule: messenger RNA, 2211 nt
Organism: Chlorella variabilis
Lineage: Eukaryota; Viridiplantae; Chlorophyta; Trebouxiophyceae; Chlorellales; Chlorellaceae
Exons: 5
Coding region: 1-2211 (736 amino acids)
Biological process (GO): maturation of 5.8S rRNA; maturation of LSU-rRNA
Cellular component (GO): preribosome, large subunit precursor; Las1 complex
Molecular function (GO): endonuclease activity
Source: RefSeq, a predicted model, not a curated record